Messenger RNA from Rhizophagus irregularis DAOM 181602=DAOM 197198, 1617 nucleotides. Lineage: Eukaryota; Fungi; Glomeromycota; Glomeromycetes; Glomerales; Glomeraceae. The record is from RefSeq and is a predicted model, not a curated record.
AUGAAUAACCGCCAAAAAAAUAAACAAAGCCCUUAUAUCUUUCAAUAUCAGCCGCCUUCUAACAAGAAUAAAACUUCUCAACAAGACGCUAUUGCUUCUGAUAAUUCUCUAAUUGAUCCGAUUGAUUCGAAUACAGUCACUCAAUUUCAACCAUCUUCUAAUAAGAAUAAAACUUCUCAACGAGACGUUGCAACCUCUUCUACCUCUCUAAUUGACUUGAAGAGGACCUCUCAAUCUCAACUACCAUCGUCUAAUAAAAGUAAAAAUAAAACUUCUCAACGAGAUACAGCGGCUUCUUCUACCUCUCUAAUUGAUCCAUAUAGGGUCUCUCAAUCUCAACUACCAUCGUAUGAAUCUCAACGAGAUGCUGCGGCUUCUUCUACCUCUGAUCUGAAUAGACCUCUUCAAUUAGAACCAAAUAUUUCAACAGUUGCAGGUAUCCAAAAAAGGCUUGAAAAUAUCCAGCUCCCAGAAUCACUUCAGGAAAGGCUCUGGCUUCCAGAGUCACUUAGGUCACUUAGAAAUGUAACCGAACAAGAGGCAACUACACGAUUACCAACUGCUACUUAUAAAGAACUGUUAACAGAGAAGAAAAUUGAAGAAGCGAAAGCUUCUUCCGGUGAAAUGAAGCAUUUGCAAGAACAAGUCGAAAUUCUCGCUACUGUUAAUGAAGAGUUAGGUAACAAGAAUGAUGAACUUCAGAGUAAACUUAAAAUUUUUGAUAAAUAUAGGUUGCCUAGAGGCAUCAACUAUGAGUCAAGCGGAGAUUCGUCAAAAUGUAGAAAAAUUACAAAAUCGAAAAAAUCUAUUUCGAAAAAAGCUAAAGGAUCAAAAAUGAAACGAAUGAAUCGUUAUGAUGCCGAAGAAUAUUCACCAGAAAGCAGUUUGGAAAAUAUUUCUGAAACUUCUGAUAAAGAAGAAAUGGAUGAAGUAAACGUGAGGAUUGAAAUGAAAACCAUAUUGAAGGGUGUUAACGAAGAGAAUGGCCUUAAUUACAAAGAGACGUUCAAUAGCCUGGGAAAUCUAAAGGUUCGCGGUCGACUUAUUAAAGAAUUGAGAGAAAAUAUGGCGCCGAAGUACCAUCCAUCAGUAAAUCAAUUAACAAAAUGGUUAGAUUCCAUACACAAAUCCAGAAGGUUCCAAGCGAAAUUGAAGUUGACUGGAAAGAUCGAGGGAGACCAUCGUCGUGUAUAUUGCAACAGCCGAUUAAAUGAUAAAAAGUUUAGAAGAAUUAAGGUCGCAAAAGACCUCUUCAAAAAACAUGACAAACGAAUUGAAAAUUACGAUGAACGAUCGUUGCUAAAAAUGUUAUCCGAUCGUUAUUAUCACUUUCCAGAAAUAAGUGAGGAUGGCGAUGACGGUUCUGUAAUAAAUGUUUACGACUAUUCAUGGCGUUCUGACGAGAAUGUACUCGAUGCGUAUUCGUUAACAAUUCAAUCUGCACAACUGCAAAGAAGUAGAUACUAUGAUGAUGAACACGAUAUGAUUUUCGAUACAACGGAACAUGAAAAAUCUACCAAAGAGUAUCGGAGUGAAAUCAAUGAAGAAUUAGAGGAAACAGUAGUAGAAAUAGAAGAAGUGCUAUUAGCUGGUGGUAAUCUUACAAUGGACUAUUGA